AUGUUUCGUAACACCAUUCAUCGCCCCGAUACAUCAGUUAAUAAAUCAGUAGAGCAACAAUUGUUUGCUAAUUCCAUUGAGAAUCUGAAGAUUCGAUUGACUCGUGAACACAUUCAAUCACUAACAUUUCAUUCGAAUGUUUCAGUCGAAAAUCACUUUGAUACAUCCGAUAACAAAUCAACCGAACGACAACCAACCGUUAAAUUCGUCGGGAAUUCGAAUAUCAGCUUGAAUAACGAAUCGACCGUAACACCAACAGAUAACCAUAACUCGCUAACCAAUUUCCAAUCCGACCAUUCUUAUAAGAAAUCAAUAAAUCGACCGAUCUACAAAUCAAAUCAACAAUUGAAUGAGAAAUCGAACGAUAACUUGAAUACCGCGUAUAAUUGUGAAUCGAAUGAAACAUCGAGGAUGAGAUCUAUUAAUGCACACACAAUUAAUUCUUCUAAUCUUCAUAAUAGCUCAUUUAACAAUAUGACGUCGGGUUUGUUCAGUCGUAAUCCAAAAAUUGUCUCCUUCAUCAAUUCGUUGUUGAAUUCGAAAAAUAACCCAGGUCGAGCAUUCCGACCGCCGGAACCGAGACGGAAAACAUCGGAAAUCGAUACAAUUCUGCAGGUUCCGUCUCGGAAAACAGCUGGAUAG
Adineta ricciae is the source of this 642-nucleotide messenger RNA. Lineage: Eukaryota; Metazoa; Rotifera; Eurotatoria; Adinetida; Adinetidae. The record is from the annotation of a GenBank genome assembly.